Molecule: messenger RNA, 2142 nt
Organism: Trifolium pratense (red clover)
Lineage: Eukaryota; Viridiplantae; Streptophyta; Magnoliopsida; Fabales; Fabaceae
Product: probable pectinesterase/pectinesterase inhibitor 25
Exons: 3
Coding region: 216-1943 (575 amino acids)
Biological process (GO): cell wall modification
Molecular function (GO): pectinesterase activity; pectinesterase inhibitor activity
Source: RefSeq, a predicted model, not a curated record
GAGAUGAAAAUAUAAUUUUGAUAUAGGCGGAGGCGUGGAGCAGAUAAGUCAAUUAUUAAAGAGAGGAUUUAUUAACACUUCUUCAUCUCAACAACUUCAUCUACCUCCCUAUAAAUUCCUAGUACUACCAUUAUUCAAAAACACACAUUCACAAGCAAGAAAACAUAUAUUCAAACAAACCCCAUUUGCAAACUUUCAUCAAACCUUUAAAAACAAUGUCACCACCAUUUUCCCUCACUCUUUCUCUUCUCUUUUUCAUCCUCUUAGCACCAUUGUUACUCCUAGCUCAAUCUCCUCCCCCUUCACCUUCUAAUUCUUCGUCUGCCGCGUGCAAAGCGACAUUGUACCCGAAACUAUGUCGCUCGAUGCUAUCUACUAUCCGUUCAUCGCCUUCCGAUCCAUAUAACUAUGGAAAAUUCUCCAUAAAACAAAACCUAAAACUAACAAGAAAACUAACAAAAGUAUUUUCUGAUUUCCUCAAACGCCAUCAAUCAUCUUCAUCUUUAAACCAUGAAGAAAUUGGUGCAUUAGUUGAUUGCAAUGACCUUAACCAACUCAAUGUAGAUUACUUAGAAUCCAUUUCUAAUGAACUAAAAUCAGCUAGUACUUCAUUAUCAGAUACAGAACUUGUUGAUAAAAUUGAAAGCUAUCUUAGUGCUGUUACUACUAAUCAUUAUACUUGCUUUGAUGGUUUAGUUGUGACAAAAAGUAACAUUGCUAAUGCUCUUGCUGUUCCUUUGAAAGAUGCUACACAAUUUUAUAGUGUUUCACUUGGUUUGGUAACUGAGGCUUUGAAUAAAAACAUGAAAAGGAAUAAGACUCGCAAACAUGGUCUUCCUAAUAAGUCAUUCAAGGUUAGGCAACCACUUGAGAAGCUCAUCAAGUAUCUCCGCACAAAAUAUACUUGCAAAACAACAUCAAAUUGUACAAGUACUACAAAAACAGAAAGGAUUCUUAAAGAAAGUGAAAGCCAAGGAAUUCUAUUAAAUGAUUUUGUGAUUGUGAGUCCUUAUGGAAUAGCAAACCACACUUCCAUUGGUGAUGCUAUUGCUUCUGCACCAAAUAACACAAAGCCACAAGAUGGUUAUUUUCUUAUCUAUGUUAGAGAAGGAUACUAUGAGGAAUAUGUAAUUGUUCCUAAAGAAAAGAAGAAUAUUCUUCUAGUUGGAGAUGGUAUUAACAAGACAAUUAUCACAGGGAAUCAUAGUGUUAUUGAUGGUUGGACAACUUUCAAUUCUUCAACCUUUGCUGUUUCUGGUGAAAGAUUUAUAGCAGUGGACAUUACAUUCAAAAACACAGCUGGUCCUGAAAAACAUCAAGCAGUAGCAGUGAGAAACAACGCCGACCUCUCAACAUUCUACCGAUGCAGUUUCGAAGGAUAUCAAGACACACUUUAUGUUCACUCAUUAAGACAAUUCUAUAGAGAUUGCAAAAUCUAUGGCACGGUCGACUUCAUAUUCGGCAACGCAGCUGUAGUUUUCCAGAAUUGCAACAUCUAUGCUAGAAAACCAAUGCAAAAUCAGAAAAAUGCUGUCACAGCACAAGGUAGAACUGAUCCAAAUCAAAACACUGGAAUUUCAAUCCAAAACUGUACUAUUGAUGCUGCACCUGAUUUAGCUAAUGACUUGAAUUCGACAUCGAGUUACUUAGGUAGACCAUGGAAGAUUUAUUCAAGAACUGUUUAUAUGCAAUCAUAUAUUGGUGAUUUUGUUGAUCCUUCUGGUUGGUUAGAAUGGAAUGGAACACUUGGAUUAGACACUAUAUUUUAUGGUGAAUAUGAUAACUAUGGACCUGGUUCUAAAAUUGAUAAUAGGGUUCAAUGGCCUGGUUAUUUUCUUUUGAAUGAUACUCAAGCUUGGAAUUUCACUGUUCUUAAUUUUACUUUGGGAAAUACUUGGCUUCCUGAUACAGAUAUACCUUACACUGAAGGGUUAUUGAAGUAGAUAUAUAGUUAGUAAAAGUUUGUAUUCAAAAUAUAAGUUUUGUUAAUUUUUUUUUAGAUGUAAUGUUACUAUUUUAAAGGAACAACAUCCAAAAUGGAUGAUAAUCAAGUAUGUUCUGAUGAAAUAAACUUAGGUCAACAUGAAAAUAUGUACAAGUUUAUAGAAGCUAUAUAUUAUAAUGCAACUAGGCUUGUUCCUC